Syngnathoides biaculeatus (alligator pipefish) is the source of this 5963-nucleotide messenger RNA. RefSeq names its product creb3 regulatory factor (gene crebrf). Gene Ontology annotation, cellular component: nucleus. Gene Ontology annotation, molecular function: RNA polymerase II transcription regulatory region sequence-specific DNA binding; DNA-binding transcription factor activity, RNA polymerase II-specific. The transcript has 10 exons. The record is from RefSeq and is a predicted model, not a curated record. NCBI's taxonomy places the organism in Eukaryota, Metazoa, Chordata, Actinopteri, Syngnathiformes, Syngnathidae. The coding region runs from base 916 to 2973 and encodes 685 amino acids. Gene Ontology annotation, biological process: response to unfolded protein; regulation of transcription by RNA polymerase II.
AUUCAUCACAGUACAGAAAGUGUUUCAUGAUAUAAGAUUGAAUGAAUGCUGACUCGGGAAAUAUGUCCAUUUUGCUCCCGUCGGAUCUCAGUGCGGCUUUUUUUAUACAAGAAAUCAUAAUAUAUUUAAUAUGCAGGUUGGAAACGUGAGUCGGACUAAAUGGAACACGAUGUUUACUUCGACUUGUGACGUUUUCGUGAAGACAUGGGCCUCCUAUUUAGAUAUCAAUAUUUUUGGAGGUGCCAAGAAAAAUGCGUUGUCAUCGGGAAGAGAAAUGAAAACCAUUUUUGUCCAGGACGUCGCCGUUGAAUUCUGCGUGUCUGGUGUGGAGCGAGGAAGGGGCGGCUGCCAUUGGCCGAGCCGCCUUCCACGUGGUCCGGCAGUCACGCGCCUUCCAGGAAGUGACAAAACAAAACAAAAACAAGAGCGAGCGAGCGAGGAAAAGGAGGAAAAGAAAAAGGGAAAGGAAAGAAAUACACGAGAGCCAACCCAGUCCCAGUCGGGACUCGGACCGGAGGAGUUUCGCUGCGGCGCCAAGCGCGGCUUGCCCGGAAGUUUGUUUGUUUAGUUAUUUUCCUACGGGGGACGAAACCGAGGCGAAAGGUUUGCUUGCGCUUCUUCUUUGGCUUUCAAAAGAUCUUGCUCCCCCCUCCCCGCAGGAUUACUCGCCCGGCGACGAGCUGUCAUCCUUGUUCGCUGCGGCCGACGGAGCCCCAAUCCAACGGAGCUCUCGCCUUUCAAAGGGCGGAAAAAAACAACAAGAGUCUUCUUCGAGCAGGCGGGACACUGAGGGGCCGCCCACGCCGCCGCUGUGCCCCCCUCCCCGCCCCCUGCGCCCGAGUGCCCCCGCACCGCUGGGACCGGACUCCGGGCCCGGAGGUUCCCCACCCCUGGAGCGCCAAGCUGUGCCUUGCGAUGCCUCAGCCCAGCGCGAAUGGGAUGGAGCCUCCCUUUGGGGACGACUUUCAGCACUUCUUCUUUGCCGACCAGGCGCUGACCAGCACCGAGCUGCUGGCCAACACCCUGGACCCCGACUUCAUGUACGAACUGGACAGAGACACGAGUCACCGACAGAGCCCAUACGGCGACGGCGUGGCGGGCGUGGCCGACGGCGCCAAGGAUUGCGAGGCGGGCCCCGAGCAGCAGCUGAUGAUGGCGCCCGGCGAGUGCGACGCGGCGCAGGCUGGCUCGGCGUUUGAGGAGUGGGACGGGUACUGGGAGGACCUCACGAGGUACACGCGUCUGACCAGCUGCGACAUCUGGGGCACCAAGGAGGUGGACUUCCUGGGCUUGGACGACUUCUCCAGUCCAUACCAAGAUGAGGAGGUGAUCAGCCGGACGCCCACGCUGGCCCAGCUCAACGGCGAGGACUCACAGCCCGUGUGCGAGGCCCUCUACCCCCCCGCCGAACCGACUCCUCCGGGCCCCCAGCCGCCGCCGGCCCCCGCCGAGCGAAUGCCGCUCCCCGGUUGGGGCGCCGGCCUCACCCGCCCCUCGGCCAGUUGCGCCUCGUCGUCGCGCCUCUCCCGGAGCCUCCUCCCGGACUUCCCAGAAGGCUUCCAGAAGGCCACCCGGCCGGUCCCUUCCAGCACCGAAACCAUGACCAAGACUCAGGAGCACCGGCGGCACGUCCGUGACCGAGAGCCCUCGGGCAAAGCCCCGGCGCGAGCUUCAGAGACGUCGGCUCCGUCGACCAACUUUGACUUUGUGCGGAAGGCCAAAGUCCGCCUGAGCUCUCAGAGAGCUCAGCUGCACGCCCCCUCGCGGAUCCGUUUCGAGAAGGCGGACGUCCCCCCGGCUCUGCGGCUCGAUGUGGUCGCGUCGGCCGGCAACGGCGAGCCGGCGCCGGCCACCGGCUGCGGCUUCAGUGCUGGGAAGCCCACCGCCGCCGCUCCUCUGCAGGAAGAGGUCCGCGGUGCCCCGGAGGGCGAGGCCCCGGGCCCAAAAAGCGCCGGCGGCCUCGGCGAAGAGGAGAAGAGCAAAGAGGAAGAACACAAUUACUCGCUGUUCCUCACCCGAAGCCGCCAGGCCGCCAGGAGCCUCUCGCGGCUGGACGACGACGACGAGGAAGAGGACGAGGAGGAAGAUGAAGAAGACGACGAGGGCGACGGGCAGGAGUUGGACGACGACGACCACAACGAGGACUGCGACGAAGGCUUCGGGACCGAGCACGAUCUCUCCGACAACGAGGAAGAGGAAGAGGAGGAGGACGAGGAUGAGGACUACGAGGCCGACAAGGACGGCGACAUGAGCGACAUUUUGUCUGAGCCCGGCGGCGACGGGUCCCUCCCGGAGGACGCCAAGGGCUCGGCGGCGGGCGCGUCGAGCCGCAAGCGCGGCAAGCACCGCUACUUCUGGGAGUACAGCGAGCAGCUGACGCCAUCCAAGCAGGAGCGCCUGCUGAAACCGUCCGAGUGGGACCGGCAAACUCUGCCCAGCAACCUGUACCAGAAGAACAAACCCCUGCACGGGAAGUACACACUGAAGAAGUCCCGGCGCACCGACGUGGAGGACUUGACCCCCAACCCCAGGAAGCUCCUGCAGAUCGGCAUCGAGCUCCGAAAGCUCAACAAAGUGAUCGGGGACCUGACGCCCGUCAGUGAGCUGCCGUUCAUCGCCAGGCCGGGUUCACGCAAGGAAAAAAACAAGCUGGCGUCCAGGGCCUGCCGUCUGAAGAAGAAGGCGCAGUACGAAGCAAACAAGGUCAAGCUGUGGGGACUCAGCACCGAGUACGAUCGGCUGCUGUUCGUCAUCAACGCCAUCAAGGGGGAGAUCGUGACCCGCGCGGAAGACCCAAACCCCGGCGCCGGGAGCAUGAGCGACACGCUGGACAGAAUCAUCCGGGACAAGCUCGUGUCGCCGCCUGUGGCCGGGCAGACUUCGGACUUCGUCAACAAGAUCCUGGAGAACACGGGAUCCGGCGACCCCACCGGCGGGCUGGUGGGCCUGCGGGUGCCCACCUCCAAAAUGUAGAUGGAAGCCCGCCCUCCUUAUAACCACGCCCCUUUUGCAUGCCCCUCCCGCCCGACGUCCAUGCACCUAUGUCGUCGCAUGCCCGCCCCGCCCCGGCCCCCGUCCCCACCCCCGCCCUCCCGCCCCUCGGGCCGGCCGUGACGUGAACGCGUGGAAGUCCUCGUCGUCUCACGCCUCGACGUUCCCGAGCGGAACAGGAAGUAGUUUGGUGCUAGUUGUACGUGGGCGGGCCGAACCAGGGCGUCGGACUAGGAAACGGGAAGACGAAAAGAGGAAGCUGGCGCUGCCCCCGUCUUGUACAGUAGACGUGAGUGGGUUCAUGCUAGUGUCGCGAGUGAUCCGAAUCUAUUCAUUGUGCCUUGUGCGUGCGUGACGGCGGUUAAAAAAAAAAAAAUAUUUGUGCGCGUGUGGGGAAGACAUGUUGUGAUGUGUUCAAAGAUCUUGUAAAUGUGCGUAAAUAUGAGAGCUCUGCUUGCGCGAUGCCACAGAGUCACUGUGUGUGCGAAUGUGUGCGAGUGUGUGUGUGGGAGGCCUCUGCAAUAGAUGACCGUUGCGUGUUGGUACUCUCCGGGCGGGCGAGGCCGAGAGCUCGUUUUGAGUUACAAAACUAAAUAUUUGCACACUCUUAUUAAUCUAUUUUCAUUGAUUGUUUUUGUACCAAAGACAUGCAACAAAAUGGCGAGCUAGCCAGGCAAGCGUAAGGUUUUGCACAGCUUACAUGACGCCGUACUGAAUGUAGAUGCGGAGGGGGGGGGGCCGAGGGACCCCAACGGAACUGUGAAGCUCGUCGGGUCCACAAAUACAACAUUUCGUGAUUUUUUUUUUUUUUCCCCCGGUCCUUGUUACGAGCAAAGUGCGCUAACUAGAUAAGCUAGCUUUUUAUCGGGAAACGUCGCCCACACAAAAAAAAGCAAAAUGCCCACCCCGCCCCGCCCCCACACGUGUUCUGAAAUUGCAGCGGCUCCUCUUCAAGCGAGCGCGCCGCAAAGCCGGACGCGCAAACGUUUCGAUCGGCGCGCUCGCGACGACGGAAAGGAAACGGCGGGCCGCUCCUUCCCUCUGUUUGUCACCGACACUUUGGAGACAACAGUUACCCAAAUCCAUAUUUUUUUCUCGUCAGCGGGAACACGGUUGCCGCCUCGAGAUACGAGCCGGGCUCCUUCCGUCACCGUGCUCCUAUUUCAAAAGUAUCGUAACUCAAAUCGGCUUUCCCCUAGAGAAAUGAAUAAACUCCAAGCGAUGCAUUCCGCACCAAAAAUAUUAUGAAUUAUAAAAUUGCACAUAAAAGCUUCAGAAAAGUCACAGUUGGCACCGAGUACGUCCCGCUUGCACGUCUCCUUUGCGUUGAAAAAAAAAAAAAAAUACUAAUAAUAACCUCGAGAAUUUGUGCUUCUAUUUUUGUACUUUUGCUCGCUCGCCGGCAUCGAAGGUUUCAGGACGGGCCGACAUUCCCGCGGAUUUCGACACGCGCGGAAAGCGUCGAGUGGACGCUUCCGGAAUUGUUGUUUCUCCGCCACAAAAAAAAAAAAAAAAAGUUGGAUUGAAAAGCGGGUUGUGUUACACGUACGUACAUAAAUAUAUAUUCAAUAUAUAUAUAUAUAUAAACCUUUAUAUUUCUACCGAUGUGGUUCCGUCUAAAGAAGGGAGAACUUGGUGCUCUUUGAAACGAUGAUCCAAGAUUCUUAUUUGACUCGUUUUCCACUCCCGUCCAUUUCCACUUUUGUAAAUAGUUCAAAACGUUAAGUGUGCUUGAUAUCGACACGAUAGAAGAGUCACUAGAUAGAUAGAUAUAUAUAUAUAUAAUACAUAUAUAUAUAUAUAUAUAUAUAUAUAUAAGAAUAUUAUAUGUUUAACGCAAUUGCACUUUGUUUUAAAAAGAAAAAAAAUACAAAAACAAAGAAAAAGAAAAGCAUUUUUUCUUCCAUUUGCUGCUAAAAAAAAAAAAAGGCCUCGUGCGAAUGCUGCAAGUGUACUUGAACGCCACUUGCUAGGCCGCUCCUUGUGGACCCAUCUAUCACCCGGCUCGUCUACGACCCGACUCGGUGCGGUCUAUUGUUUGGGCCAAGACCUGGUCCGUACGUAGGUCUGCGUUCUGGAUCGUAGCGGUCUUGCGACUCGAUCCGUGGUACGGUCUCCAUGAACGAGUCUGCGACCCGGCCGGGUGCGGUCUAGCGCCGUGACCUUGCUCGGUGCAGUUUGGCUCGCGGUCCACGACGUGGUCCCUGACCAAACUGGGCGCAGCCUAGGAUCCGGUCUGCGACUUAACGUCUUCGACCCGGAUCGGUGUGGUCUACAACCCGGUCUGUGACUCUCGUCACCUAAAAUUGGUGCAAUCCCAUCCGCCGGUCCACGACCCGGCCGGAUGGGGAAGGGGAGGGGUUCUAGGACCGGGUGGGCGCGGUUACUGGUAAGCCUGGCGUACGUCCCAGGCGCGGGGGCCCAGCCAUUUGCCUACGGAAAAGCAAAUUGUGCUUUGACUUUCUUCAGGGUGAUGUACAGCCUCGAAAGCUCAACGUUAUAUUGUUCGCGUUUGUAAACUGAUUUCUACUUGUGAGUUCAUGAGGGGGCGGGGCUUAGAAGUUCUAUAUCACUGUACUGUAAAUGGCACGCCUCCAACCACGACUCAAUCUGGACUUUAUGGCCUUCUACCAAACUACUCGACAACAAAUCAAUAAAAAGCCGGGAGGGCGGACGCCGCUGACUCCGAUCCGCUCAGAACCACCUCGACUGAAGUAGCAAACUUUUUUUUUUUUUUUGUCAGUUGCGUGGGGGGGUCGACCACCGGCUGAACUGACGGCGACUGGCUGCCAAGUGUGUGAGUGCGUCCGUGUGCGUGUUGGGACAAAGAUGGGAACUCUGUGGCAUUUUUGGUUUUUCCAGGUCGAGGAAAAGAAAGGAGAGAGAAUUCCCGCCAGUAAAUGUCGUUCUCUUCUUUGGAGGUGUUCUGUGUGCUACUUUGUUCAAUAAUAAACGUGGAUGCUGAAACUCUU